UUUUAAGCUAGAGAUAUCUUGUGUUACUGCUGUUGUUGGAUGUGUUAUGAUUGUAGCUGCUCUUCUGAUCUUCUUCAUCUGCAGAAAACACACAAACACACAACAAGAAGGUGUGUUUGGUGAUGAAGUGAAGUCAGUGUCAGUGAUGGAGGGAGAAUCUGUUACACUACAGACUGAUCUCACUCACAUACAGACACAUGAUUCUGUUGAGUGGAGGUUUGGAGUAAACGGUCCUGUCAUCGCCAGAAUCAAGAGAUCAGUCAAUAUUAAUCAUAUAUAUGAUGAGACUGAGAUAUUCAGAGACAAACUGAAGAUGAACAAUCAGACUGGAGAUCUCACCAUCACACACAUCACAUCUCAACACUCUGGACUUUAUCAUCUAAAAAUGAACAUUGGAAGUAAUCAGAUAACCUAUAAUUUCAAUCUCACUGUUUAUGCUCCCACUGCUGUCAGUAUCAGUGAAUCUACACAAACUCCAUCAUCAUCAUCAUCAUCAUCAUCAUCAUCAUCUGUAUCAGAGAAUGUGUCAGGUGUGUUAGAAGAUGUGUAUAGUCCAUCAGGAAGAACACACGUGCGUUACAUAGUUCUUAUGUGUUGUGCUGCUGUUGGAUGUGUGAUGAUUGUAACUGCAUUUCUGAUCUUCUUCAUCUGCAGAAAACACACAAACACACAUGAAGAAGAAAUCUGCCAUUAUGUUACCACAGUUCAGAGCCGUGAGGAUGACGUCACUUACAUCACUUACGCUGAUACGACAUUCUACAAACACAACAAACACAUAAAGAGAGUUAAAGAGGAGGAUGUGGUGUACACAGAAGUCAUCAUGAGACCUUGACAGUUUUCUCAAACAUUUUUGCAUUUCUUAUCUGGAUCAUGUCUAUAUAUGUUUUAUUUAAAAGUGCUGCGACAGCUUCCCGGCAUUAUUUCUUCUUUCUUUAGACUUUCAUGCAAAGCAAAAAAUACAUCGUCAGUCCGCUGUACACGUAAAGGUGGCCACAAGGGGGCGCAAAUGCUCUCAAAGAUGAAUAAGUAUCACAAGCACUGUCAUUGAUUAUGCUUCAACUUUAUAUUUAAUGUUCGAGACAUAAUACAUUGUGGAAAGCGAAGACAUUUUAUAUGACUGUAGUCUACAAAACAAAAGUAGCACCAAGAAUGUGAAUAAAAAAUGAGGAUCAAGAAGAAUGUUUCAACUUUUUCUUUUCUUUGGGUCUAAUUUAGUGUCAAGUUUGCAUAUUAACAGAACUACUGAUGUGUUUUAAAACGUGUCCUAAACACAUCUCACAGUUUGGACAAUCGUUUGCCAUUUUGUCACCACAAUUGUUUCCUUGAUGUUUUACUUUACUUUACUUAAUGCUAUAAUCUUCAAAGUACAACAAUGUUGUUUGUUAACAUGCUCAGACGCUUUUAUCUAAAGCUAUACAACAAAUGAUUCAUCUCAAUGCGACACAAUCGACAUAUUCAGACAGUACACAGAGAAGGCAACGAAAAUGUGUCCCAAGGUUAUAUUACACAACAACAGAUCACAAUUGGAAUCAUCAAAGGCUUGUUUUUAUAUUUAUAUUUCACAGUUUACACAGAGAACUUUCAUAAUUAACAUCAAUGCAUUAAAGUAACUUAUUGUCUCAUCUUCUCCUGAUUUCAUUGAGGUUAUAGAUGAUUUUCUAACUCCAGAAGCAGUGUUGUGUUGAACUUUUGAUGCAACUGUGUGUCAAGAGUUCCUGUGAACGUGUCGUCCCUUGAGUGCCUGAACGAAACUGAAGAACUCAGUGAAUCACAGAGACAGUGAGUGAACAUUGCAUUACAGAUUAUAAUGAUAAUGUACUGAC
Messenger RNA from Triplophysa dalaica, 1823 nucleotides. RefSeq lists its product as uncharacterized. The transcript is spliced from 6 exons. The record is from RefSeq and is a predicted model, not a curated record. NCBI's taxonomy places the organism in Eukaryota, Metazoa, Chordata, Actinopteri, Cypriniformes, Nemacheilidae. Bases 47 to 832 code for a protein of 261 amino acids.